Molecule: messenger RNA, 1675 nt
Organism: Cucurbitaria berberidis CBS 394.84
Lineage: Eukaryota; Fungi; Ascomycota; Dothideomycetes; Pleosporales; Cucurbitariaceae
Exons: 2
Coding region: 321-1553 (410 amino acids)
Source: RefSeq, a predicted model, not a curated record
UUCCCACACGCACUAGUGUGUUGGCUCCCCCAAGAGGAGUGGACGACGAGCUCCAGCAAGAGUGCGGCGCAGCAAGAGCGGCUUUAAUCGUAAACACUUGGACCGCGUACUGUGUCCCGCUCUGGAGGCAAGUUAUAUUCCCACAGCAACGCCCAAGAACAGCGCAUGCACUGGUUGCUAUCUUCGUCUGCUCUCGUUCUUUUCUUAUUGACUCUUUGGGAUACUCGGCAUCUGGCUGGUCCGGAUCGCAUACAUUCUAUUUUCCAUCGUUUCUAUUUCGCUUAAUAUAUUCUUUGUAAUCCACAUACCCAGUUGCAUCCAUGCAGCUGCCUCACAGAUCGAUUAAGAGCAUCCGGCCACUUCCUAGCAUAUAUACAGUUUUUCCAACAAGUCACGACAACCCCGAUUCGAGCAACAGUUCAAAGGUCAAUUCUGGAACAUGCCUGCUGAGGCAAAUUGAGGAUGGCAUUGAGGUUGUGCCCUUCGAGAGAUGCAACGCUCUUUCUGCGCCUAUACUUAGUCCAGACCAUGAGGAGAAGGAGGUGUUCGUCGUGUCGCAAAAGGAAUUGGACUCAUCAGACAAACCUUUACCAAUUCCACCAAGAUCCAUAUGGCAGCGCAUGUUCACUAGACAGAGAAUACUGGCACUGCUAGGUGUGCAGUUUGUGACGUUGUUGACCAUUGGAAUUGCCCUCAUGGCUGCGAAGAGUCGUUCUUCGGCGAGCGACCGGUCCGCUAAAGUCCGAGCAACUGAUAAUGACUCUCCGCUCAUCGAUACCGUUGUCGGAAUCCGACGUGGGCCAUUUGCAGUCCCUAUUCAAUUCCCACAACAGCAAAGUUCAGCUUGUUUAGCGAACACGAACGAAUUACUCGCAUGGCAAUGCGCUUCCGAUACAACAUUCCAGCUUAACAUACUACCUUCGCCGGCUGGAGAUUCCAGCUCUACGAUGGUCACACUCGGGGCACCGCCGGGCAACGGAAGCAUCUAUCAUGGUCAUCAGAUCCCAGAGAUCCCACCAACUGAGCUGACAGUAAUUCCUGAUAGAGAUGGCUCGGGUGACGGGCCUAUGUAUCAUUUUCGCACAACCUACAAUCGCGCUGUACUGCUGAAAGAGGAGGACCUCACGCGGGUAGGGAAGCCAACAGUCCAGCCUAUUAAACAACAUACUGCCUUUCAACCUGGCGAGUCUCUAUGGCGGUGUGUCUUUAAUGAGACACUCAUCGAAGGAUAUAUCUACGUCAACCAACCCGCAAUUACAAGUAACGAGACCUCCACUACUAAUACGUCGACCACUUUUCGUCUACCCAGGAUGCCUUAUGUCGUUAAGCUUGUCGAGCAAAGAAUGCCAAAUGGCAAAGGCCCUUCCUGUGAGAAAGUCAAAGUACAACAGGGUGGCGGCUUGUCUCGAAGCUCCGACAAAGUCAUGUUGAAUCUCAGCGAGCCUGCAUCUGAGCUUCGGGCUACAAAAUCGGCGCUUAUGGGCGCGAAGUUUCGGACAAGACGGCAGACAGAAACUGCGAAUUAUUGUCGAUGCCAAUGGUUGGUACAAUAAGCGGCUGUUGCAUGACUUGGAUCCAGUGACGCCGUUCUAGAACUCGACCAACAUCGCAAUGUUCCCGUUUUGGUCGCCAACCCAACACAGCUACAUCGAAUCAUCCAUCCCACCAUACAUCA